This is a messenger RNA of Exophiala mesophila, 1139 nucleotides long. RefSeq lists its product as uncharacterized. The record is from RefSeq and is a predicted model, not a curated record. The transcript has a single exon. Bases 49 to 906 code for a protein of 285 amino acids. NCBI's taxonomy places the organism in Eukaryota, Fungi, Ascomycota, Eurotiomycetes, Chaetothyriales, Herpotrichiellaceae. Gene Ontology annotation, molecular function: ATP binding; ATP hydrolysis activity.
CAUCAAUCACCAUCUCGGCUCCGGGCAAAGCUCAUCCCAGCACAAACAAUGUCGACUCCAACCCCUAACCUCAGUCAGCAGAUUACACCGGACAUUACAGUCAGCAAUUUGACCUACAAGUUUCCCGAUGGCUCUUCUGGUUUACAGGACAUUUCACUUCAACUUCCGCCUGGUAGUCGGACUUUAUUGAUUGGUGCCAACGGAGCAGGCAAGACUACUCUACUCAGGCUUCUGUCUGGGAAGCGUCUCGCCCCCUCCGAGACCAUCAGAAUUGCUGGCGUCGACCCUUUUUCAUCAGGUCUCGAGGGUGUCACCUAUCUGGGCUUGGAAUGGGUCUUGAAUCCCAUUGUCCGCACAGAUAUUGCGGUCCCUAUCCUUCUCGAUUCCGUUGGUGGCAAACACUAUCCUGACCGUCGCGAUGAACUUGUCCAUAUCCUCGACAUUGACCUCCGAUGGCGAAUGCACGCCGUCAGUGAUGGUGAAAGGCGCAGAGUCCAGCUUGCCAUGGGUCUGAUACGUCCCUGGGAUGUCUUGCUUCUUGACGAGAUCACCGUGGACCUCGACCUUCUUAGUAGGAGUAACUUUCUCAACUGGCUGCGACAGGAAACCGAACGACGUGGAGCCACCAUUGUUUAUGCUACCCACAUCCUCGACAACCUGGUCGGAUGGCCCACUCAUCUCGUUCACAUGCACAUGGGUCGGGUCAAGGAGUGGGGGUCAAUGGUCAAGUAUGAUGCCCAGUCUGAUUCAUACACCAACAGCGGCAACAGUAAACUUGGCGAGCUUGUCCUCAGAUGGCUUAAAGAAGAUCUAGCCGACCGAGGGCCCAGGGACAAGUCUAGUCAAGCCAAGUCGUACCAAAACCUCGACGGCAAGGGUGGUUACGGCCUGGAGCAACGGAAAUAGAGCUCCAGAUGAGAUCUGGUCGGCAGCCAACUAACGUAUUCUCCAUUUUACCCGAUACCCCAUCUGAUCUUCAACAAGAUUAUGAGCAUUUUACAUUGAUGGCGCGAAAUUGCGCGAUAUCUUGGUCUUAACACCAAUCCCUGUUACGCCAUAGGUCCCCAAAUCUAUCAUUGACACUGUCAUCACCACGGUCCACACCUUCCACUAACACUUCAUUCCCCACCGAGUUCUUC